AUGUCUGCUGCCGAAGCCACCGAGCCCAAGGUCGAGGAGACCAAGACCGAGGAGACCAAGCCCACCGAGACCACCGGCGAUGCUGAGCAGCCCGUGACCUCCUCUUCCGUUUUCUCCAUGUUCGGAGGUGGCGCCAAGAAGGAGAAGAAGGAGGACGAAGACCGUGGUGACAACUCUGGCAGCGCCAAGGCUCAGCGCGAUGCUGCGGCUGCCGAGAAGGAAGGAGAUGAAGCUCCCGAGUCCGAGGAUGUUCACUUCGAGCCCGUCAUCAAGCUGACCGAGAAGGUCGAGACCGCCACCAACGAGGAGGCCGAGGAGCAGCUCUUCAAGAUGCGCGCUAAGCUCUUCAAGUUUGUGAAGGAGACCACCGAGUGGAAGGAGCGCGGCACUGGUGACGUCCGUCUGUUGAAGCACAAGGAGAACGGCAAGACUCGUCUCGUCAUGCGCCGCGACAAGACUCUCAAGGUCUGCGCCAACCACUACAUCGUCCCCGAGAUGAAGCUCUCCCCCAACGUCGGCUCUGACCGCAGCUGGGUCUGGAACGCUGCUGCCGAUGUCAGCGAGGGUGAGGCCGAGCCCGUCACCCUGGCCAUCCGUUUCGCCAACUCCGAGAACGCCAACCUCUUCAAGGACGCUUUCCUGAAGGCCCAGAAGGAUAACGAGGAGCUUUUCAAGUCUGAUGAGGCUGAAGCCCCCCAGAAGGAGUAA
Molecule: messenger RNA, 708 nt
Organism: Colletotrichum karsti
Lineage: Eukaryota; Fungi; Ascomycota; Sordariomycetes; Glomerellales; Glomerellaceae
Product: ran-specific gtpase-activating protein
Exons: 5
Coding region: 1-708 (235 amino acids)
Biological process (GO): nucleocytoplasmic transport
Cellular component (GO): cytoplasm; nuclear pore
Molecular function (GO): GTPase activator activity
Source: RefSeq, a predicted model, not a curated record